AUGGAUUUAGAAAACAGAGAGAGUACGAAAUACAAUUACGGCACUCCGGGCGGGCCCUGGCGCUGCGCGGGUCAUCGCUGCUGCCGCUCCGCACCGAACCCCGGAGCACAGCAGUCAAAGCCAGAGCGGCGGCGGUCUGGCGGCCGGCACGCAGCGGGAGUCGCGGCUCAGGCCGGGCCUUCGAGUCAUCCCGGAUCCUCCGCCAGCACAUCCCCAGCCAUCGCGAAGGCCCUGGGGUCCCGCGGCUCCGGUCCUGUCGCUCUCCCACCUCUCGAGCCUCAGAACUGGAGACCUGGAGAACUGGAGACGUGCCAAGGACGAGAUGCGCUACAAAGAGAAGCCCGGCGACGGAGGAUUGUUUUGAACCGGAGUCAAAAGGAUCUCCUCGAAGCAUGCUUUAAGUGGAACCCUUACCCUGGUAUAGCUACCAGGGAACAGCUAGCCAAAGAUACUGGUAUUUCAGAGCCUAGAAUUCAGGUUUGGUUUCAAAACCACAGAACGAGACAAUUAAAGGCCCAGCGACUGAAGUCUAGAAGGUCCGUAGGAGAGCAAACCCAGGUUCAGGAUCAGCCUUUGCUAAAGACUCAAGAAUAUUUAGGGGCAGGACACAGAAAAAACCGGUUAUACCUGACAAGAUCUCAAAGCAGUGUCCUAGUUCAAGCCUUUGAGAAGAACCAGUUCCCUGGUAUUGCUACUAGGGAAGAACUGGCUAAAGAAACAGGCAUUCCAGAAUCAAGAAUUCAGAUAUGGUUUCAGAACCGAAGAGCUCGGCACCAGAAGCGGAGCAAAGGGGCACCUGUGAAUUCCUUGGCAGAUGCCCCAGAUGUGAGGAAAGAGCUGACUGUUCAGCAGCACCAAAAUGACCCUUCUACUGUCCCAAGCAGGUCCCAUGAUAUUCCUCCCUCUAAUUCUUUCAUUAUCAACCAAAAUUCUUGUCUUAUACUCUACACAUCCUUUGUUCCUUGGGAUCCCUUUGCGGGUCAUGCAAACCAGGCACCAACUAUCUUGGUGGUCCAGCCCACCCAGACUGUGCAGGGGUUGGAGAACCCUCACCCACCUCUGACACCAGUGAAUCAGCUGCCAACAGUACUGCCUCCAGAAAGGGAGUUCUUAGAUACUGAGACUCCUUUAUGUCCCCAGGACCAAGGAAAAUGCCAGGAUCGCAGUGAGCCCAUUGAACCCAUUGACCUGGAAGUACUAGAGUCAAAGAAUUAUUUGCAGUUUAAACUUGAUAGUAAAAAGCAGUGGAAGGAUCUAAGUCAUCAAGACAUAACUUUCUUUAUUGAAUGGUGGGAUGAGUGCUGCCAAGCUCUGAUUGCAGAGUGGGAGCCUCCUGAAGGGACACUCUGAUAUCCAGGAUUCACU
Messenger RNA from Choloepus didactylus (southern two-toed sloth), 1365 nucleotides. Its product is annotated as double homeobox protein B-like. Gene Ontology annotation, molecular function: DNA binding. The record is from RefSeq and is a predicted model, not a curated record. The coding region runs from base 1 to 1350 and encodes 449 amino acids. Lineage: Eukaryota; Metazoa; Chordata; Mammalia; Pilosa; Megalonychidae. The transcript is spliced from 2 exons.